Molecule: messenger RNA, 909 nt
Organism: Komagataella phaffii GS115
Lineage: Eukaryota; Fungi; Ascomycota; Pichiomycetes; Pichiales; Pichiaceae
Exons: 1
Coding region: 1-909 (302 amino acids)
Biological process (GO): protein import into nucleus
Cellular component (GO): cytoplasm
Source: RefSeq, a predicted model, not a curated record
AUGAUUCCAAGCUACAAACAACUGCCAGAAGUAAUAAGGGUCAAGAGGAGACGGACGGAAGACCCGUUGCAAGCGCUCAUUUUUGAUAGAGGCAUCAAGAAGUCCAAAUCAAACAGAUAUAUAUUUGCACUGGCCCAGUCGCAAGAGGUGGACAAUGCGGGAAUUUCACUUUUGAAGGACGAUUCGGAGACGAAUAAGAACGGGGAAAAAAUUUUUCGGCUCCUAUAUGAUACAGAAGAGGAUGAGUCCAAACUCCCUGAUCAAUUGAGUGAUUUGGUCAACGAUUACCUGUCUAUGGAGGCAGCCCAGGCUCCAGACCCUGGACGCAAAAGACGAAGGAGGAGAAGUAGCGCUAGUGCUAGCAUGGCCGCUCCUGUUACUGCAUUAAACCCCGCCACUGCCCCAGAUUAUGUUUAUGAUGUGUAUUAUAGAACGAAAGAGGUUUUUGACGACCCUUCGAAUAACUCCUACGAAAGAAUUGGAUAUAUCAAGUUUGAUGAGGAAUUAGAGAAUUUGCUAGAUGACGAGUCAGACGGCGAAGAUAGGCUGUUAACGGAUGAUGAGGACUCCAACGCUGAAAGUUUUUAUCAAAACGAUUACCCAGAAGAUGAGGACGAGGAGGGAUAUCUUGUCGGGGACUCUGACGACUUUGAGGAUGAAGAUGGAACAGAAGAUACCACAUUUAUGACGCACUACCGACCUCAUGUGCUAAGAGAUGACUUCAUUGACGAAAGAGACGAAGAAAACCACGGAGAGCUAGAUGAAUAUGAUGAGCUUUUUGAUCAAUUUGAAAGACACCAGUUGAAUCCACUACAAGAGAACGAAGCUGAUGAGGAUGAGGACGAUUUGGAGUCUCAUCGGGAGAGAAUAAUGAAGAGACUGGAGGCUCAAAUUGGCGAGUUGAGCUAA